UUAGGCACUGGAGCUGCAUUAUCAAAUAAUGGCGGAGAUGCCAUUUUUAAAGAUGUAAACGAGGUUGAGAGUUUUGAAUUGCUGAAUACUUUCACUGGAGUUCUUUUUGAAGCUUUGGAGGAUCAGUUGACCCAUAACAAAGAGGAGUGCCUUCUAGAAAGUAAUUCAAUAACAGAAGAAGACAUAGAAGAGCAUGCCAUUCCUCUAGCAGAAUCCUGUCUUAAUGACGAAGAAACAGAGAAAAGUAUUAUUAGCGUAUCUGGGUCACUGCGGGAUUUAUAUGAACUUAUGUCAGAAUCACGUAGUUGUAAGAGUGAAGUUCAUAAUAAGUUUAAGGGGGAAAUGACUCAAAGUACUACAUCUGAAUUAUCUGAUGCCAAUCUAAAGAAAUCUGAGGUUCCUGAGAACAGCCAUCUUCCCGCUGCCUGCACUAAUGAUCAUAACAAUUUAAGGGAAACAUCGAUCAAGACUUCCAAUGAUCCAGAAGUGGAAAAUAUUGGCAGCUCCAAUAAAGGUAUAUCUCCCCUGAUUUCUUUGAAGGUCUCUCCUGAUUGUGAAGAAUCAAUACUAGCUAGUGAUGAUCAAUAUGAAGCCAAGAAAUUGGAUGAGCAAGAUGGAAAUCCAAAAUGCUCCCAGGAUAUUUCUGAUGAAUUGCAUACCUACAGUGAAGUGGCGAUUCAGGGAAACGUUUCAAUUGGUUACAAUAACAGUCAGGAACUGGAGCAGCUUGUAAGUUCUGAUGAACUUGACAGCAUAAGUAAGGAGGCCAAAGGGAUGGAAACGACCACACAGACAUUAAAUAACACAGAUGCAGCUGCAGAGCAUGGAUCAUUUGCCUGCAGGGCAGUAUCUGGAGGUGAUAAAAAGUUAGAAACUGGAGAGCCUGUUCUCAGUUUAGAUGACGAAAAGGUGCAAGAUGCUGGAUUUGAACUUGAAAACAGCUCAUGCGUUGUAGAUUUAUUGUCAGAUGAUGGUGGAGAAGACACUUGUGGAAAGAUGAACGAUGUUGAGACUGUUGAGUUCAAAGUAACCUCCACUAAUGUUCUUUCUGAAACAGAAUAUGAUGGUGAAGCUUCUGAGGAGCAGUUGCCUGAGAGCACAGAGGAAUGCCAGAAAGGAACUAGCUUCAUCCCAGAAGACAAUAAAGAAAUUGUCACUUCUCUAGAAACAGACAGUGGCAAUGAAUUGACAGAGGAAUAUCUUAAUAUCUUGUCUGCCUCACCAACGAAUUUGGAUAAAGCUGGAGGCUGCCAAGACAUGUUAUUUGAUAAUGCUCUGUCAGAAAGCGUCAGUUGUAAGAGUAGAGCUGAUUAUAAAUCUGAGCAGGAAAUUAUACAGAGUAGUGAAGUUGAAGAUGAGUUAUCUGAUGCUGAUCUACAAAAGUCUAACAUUUCUAAGAACAGUCAGAAUGUCAUAGAUGAAGGUACCUAUCUGCCUCUAUCUUCAGAGGCCUCCCCUCUCUCUGACGAACUUACACAAAAAAAAAUUUGUGGAGUUAUGAUUUGUGAUGAGAUAGAUACUCAAGAUAUGUCUGAUGAGUCGCAUACCAACAGUGAAGUGGCCAUUCUAAAAACCCCUUCAGAUAGUAACAACCAGACUGAGGAUGCUGGGCUUGCUUGCUGUCUUGAACUUGAGAGCACAUCCCUAGAGACAAAUGAGGCAGGCACAGCCACACAUGAUCUUAACAAAGACCACGGUUCUUCUGUUUGUGGUGCAGAACUGCAUCUCUACAUAAGAAAUGAAAAUAAUGACAGUUUAAAGGGAGACAAUAGCAUGAAGGACAUUGAAGAGGCUGAGACUUUAACUACUCAAAUGGUUCAGUUUCCCAUUGAGCUUCAUUUUGAGAAGAAUGUGGAAGACUUCAAGAAUGAUACUCACGCACUGUCAAACUCGCCAGCCUCUGGAUCUGAUGAGAUUUUAAGGGAAAGUGAUGUGGCAGAUACAAUUAAAGAGUACAUUGAUUCUGAAUCUUCUCUGCCUGUGAUCUUUGAAAAUUCUGGUGCCAGCCUUCCGAGUGACAUGUUGGCAGAUACUGAUGAAACGGUUGCUAGUGAAAAAUCAGCCAUGUCCAUUUACGAAAAGGACAUUGCUGCCAGGCUUGACUGCCUAACUCCAAUGAUGGAGAUAUCAUCUCACUCGUCCAAGGAUGAAGAUACUGUGCCAUCACUUGAGUGCCUCAAUACAGAACAAGAGGAAGGCACACUGUCAACCAGACCUGCUCAAGUCUCCAGGAAAGCAGCAAAUUCCCCGGAACGCGUUGAUGAAGGCAAUACUAUUAAGCUUGAUGCUGAUGAAGAUGGACAUAUUACGGCCUGUUCGACCAUGAGGAAGAAUGCUAGAACCAUUUUGAUCCAUGGGACCCCAGGUAAGCUUAUUGCUGCAGAUAUGAAGGAGAAUGAGCUGAACCAGAAGCGCUCGAACAUAGGUGAUAUCACAGCAGCCAGACCAGCAAAAAGGAAACCCUUGCAGGAUCUUCGAUGGAAAUAAAUUUAUCUCAUUUUCUACUUAUUUGGUGCUGUAAGGCUGCUGCCUUAUGCAUAUCUCAUGCAAAUAGAUAUUUAUGAAACAUUUCUCAUGUAAUCUAUACUGAAUUGAUUAAUAGACCAAUAUUUGAUGUU
Salvia splendens (bonfire salvia) is the source of this 2618-nucleotide messenger RNA. RefSeq lists its product as uncharacterized. The record is from RefSeq and is a predicted model, not a curated record. The transcript is spliced from 6 exons. Bases 289 to 2487 code for a protein of 732 amino acids. NCBI's taxonomy places the organism in Eukaryota, Viridiplantae, Streptophyta, Magnoliopsida, Lamiales, Lamiaceae.